This is a messenger RNA of Plectropomus leopardus (leopard coralgrouper), 2993 nucleotides long. RefSeq names its product glutaminyl-tRNA synthetase 1 (gene qars1). Gene Ontology annotation, biological process: translation; glutaminyl-tRNA aminoacylation. NCBI's taxonomy places the organism in Eukaryota, Metazoa, Chordata, Actinopteri, Perciformes, Serranidae. Gene Ontology annotation, molecular function: ATP binding; glutamine-tRNA ligase activity. Gene Ontology annotation, cellular component: cytoplasm; aminoacyl-tRNA synthetase multienzyme complex; cytosol. The record is from RefSeq and is a predicted model, not a curated record.
UCUCUCUGAGGAGAAAAGUCGUGUGAGGAGGUGGCGUGUCUGAGAGCUUCAAGCUAACCGGUGAAUACGGUGGAAAAAUGGCGGAUACGUUGGCACUUUUCACUUCCAUCGGGCUCAGUGAGCAGAAAGCGAAAGAAACGCUAAAAAAUGAGGCGCUGAGUUCCGCCCUGAAGGACGCGAUUAUCCAGGCCCAGCGUGCCCGUGGGGCAUCAGGAGUGGACAAAGCCAUGGGGACAUUGCUGUACAGUCUGGCCUCUCGCCUUAAAGACACCAAACGCCUGGCAUUCCUCUCAGACAGUAUAGCUCAGAGCAAAAUCUGCACAGAGCUUCAACUGGCAGCUGCACUUGAAUUUGUGAAGAGUAAUCCUCAGGGCCCCAUCAAUCAGAAAGAGUUUGAAGAAGCAUGUGGAGUAGGUGUGGUCAUAACACCGGAGCAGAUCGAAGAUGCAGUGGAGUCGGUGAUCAAGAAGCACAAGGAACAGCUGUUAAAGGAGAGGUACCACUUCAACAUGGGACUGCUAAUGGGUGAGGCACGCUCUGCCCUGAAAUGGGCCGACGGAAAGGUCGUCAAAAACGAGGUGGACAUGCAGGUCCUGCACCUCUUAGGUCCCAAGACAGAGGCUGACCUGGAGAAGAAACCUAAGCCCCAGAAGGCAAAAGUUGCAGAGAAUGACACAAAGGCAAAGAAGGAGGAAGUGGCAGUGAAUGGUGAGGCGAUGCCCGGGGAGGGAAAGUCGUUAAUGGAGCAGCUCAGAGGAGAGGCGCUGAAGUUCCAUAAACCAGGAGAGAACUAUAAAACUGAGGGGUAUGUGGUCACACCGAAGACAAUGGAGUUGCUUAAAAAGCACUUGGAGAUCACUGGUGGACAGAUACGUACUCGUUUUCCUCCUGAGCCCAAUGGUAUCCUUCACAUUGGACAUGCCAAGGCUAUCAACUUCAAUUUUGGCUAUGCAAAGGCAAACGACGGGAUUUGUUUCUUGAGGUAUGAUGACACCAAUCCAGAAAAAGAGGAGGAAAAAUACUUCACUGCCAUCAAGGACAUGGUGGAGUGGCUUGGCUACAAGCCGUAUGCUAUAACGCAUGCAUCGGACAACUUUCAGCAACUCUACGACCUCGCUGUGGAUCUCAUUCGCAGGGGUCACGCGUACGUGUGCCACCAGAAAGGUGAGGAACUGAAGGGCCAUAAUGUUCCUCCAUCACCCUGGAGAGACCGACCCGUUGAGGAGUCCCUGGUGUUGUUUGAGAGGAUGAAGAAGGGGAUGUUUGCUGAGGGAGAGGCUACGCUCAGGAUGAAGAUGGUCAUGGAGGACGGGAAGAUGGACCCUGUGGCGUACCGGAUCAAAUACACGCCACAUCAUCGCUCAGGAGAUGAAUGGUGCAUCUACCCCACUUAUGACUACACCCACUGUCUGUGUGACUCUAUUGAAAACAUCACACACUCACUGUGCACCAAAGAGUUUCAGGCCAGGCGUUCAUCAUAUUUCUGGCUGUGUAACGCUCUGGAUGUGUACUGCCCUGUGCAGUGGGAAUAUGGCCGCUUGAACCUCACCUACACUGUUGUGUCCAAGAGGAAAAUCAUCAAACUGGUGGAGACCGGCGUUGUCAGAGACUGGGACGAUCCCCGACUCUUCACUCUGACUGCACUGAGGAGAAGAGGUUUCCCACCAGAGGCAAUUAACAACUUCUGUGCGCGGGUCGGAGUCACAGUUUCCCAGACGACAACAGAGCCCCACCUUCUGGAGUCAUGUGUGAGGGACGUGCUAAAUGAAACGGCACCCAGAGUUAUGGCUGUGCUGGACCCACUCAAAGUCACCAUAACUAACCUCCCUGAGAACUUCAAGUCAGAUGUACCAGUACCAGACUUCCCUGCCAACGAGGCCAAGGGCAGCCACACAGUCCCAUUUUCACGGACAAUCUUCAUUGAACAGAGUGACUUCAGAGAGGUGAUGGAAAAGGGCUACAAGCGUCUGACCCCAGAUCAGCCUGUAGGUUUAAGGCACGCGGGGUAUGUCAUCUCUCUCCAGAAGGUCAUCAAGGACACUCAGGGUAAAGUGGUAGAACUGGAGGUGAGCUGCUGCAGUUCUGAGACUGCAUUGAAACCAAAGGCCUUCAUCCACUGGGUCAGCGAGCCGUUGUUGUGUGAAGUGCGCCUUUAUGAACGACUGUUCCUGCACAAACAUCCAGAGGAUCCGUCUGAAGUGCCCAACGGCUUCCUGACCGACAUCAAUCCCGACUCCCUGCAUGUGAUCAGCAGUGCCUUAGUGGAUACCUCAGUGAAGGGAGCAAAAGUUUUUGACAAAUUCCAGUUUGAGAGAGUUGGCUACUUCUCCCUGGACCCCGACAGCACCGCAGAUAAGCUUGUCUUCAACAGAACAGUCACCCUCAAAGAAGACCCCGGGAAGAUCUGAUUGACUUAAGAUCAAGCUGCACUUCCUGCUUCCCAUGAGCCCACAGAUACAUGUCCAAAUUGUUUGCGUCUCUUAAUGUGAAAUAUCAGCCAGUGCACAGACCGCUCAGGCUGAGACUGACCCAGAAUCAAACACUGUAAUAAUUACAGUACCCAAUUUCUGAACCACAGUUCUCUUGCAAGAAUCUGACCCACUUAAAAUGGAAAAUAUGACUCUAUUUAUUGAUUUGUUGGCUCUGAAAACAAAAUUACUACAGUGUCACUUCUUUGCUCAAUCUCAGCCUUGGUCAGUCAGUGUCAGAGUCUUAUUGACUCUUUUUCUAUAUCUGCUGCAAUGAUAUUCACUUACAGUGUUUCCUCUUUGUUGAAUGCAACUUUGAUCAUUGUUUAACAAAGACCUCAUGUAGGUUGAUUUAAUAUUUGCACUGAGCUGGUGUUACACAAAGGAGAUGCUCUCAGAUGCCAUACAUGACUUUCUUAUAAAGGUGGUGGAUCACUGCCAAACAUUCAUGUGUGUUUUUUAAUAUUCAGAGGGGUGUACAUGUGUCCUUUUGACAGGAGACAAUAAAUAAUUGCUGAAAAACUG